CUUGAGGUUACCAAACCCUCUAGUUUGUUUGAACCUUGUAUUUUGAUUAGUUCUGGGUUAAUUGUUGUGGUUCAUACUUGUGAUUAUAGGAAUUAUAAAUAUAUUUAAUUUAUUCUUAUGUUGAGAUAAUAAUUGUGUGUGACUAUCAAGAAUUGAUUUGUUAUAAGUGUAUAUGGCUCUAAUUUAAAUGUGUUUAUAUUAGAUUGUACUAGUGACAGUAACCAUAGUGGUGUAAAACAAGUCAAUUAAAGCAGUUUAAUUUUUAAAUGAAACUUUCAAUAAAUCUGUAAAGCAUCAUAAAGUUUGUAUAAGAUGGAAUCAACAGCUCAGGAUAUCUCGCAUUUGUCAAGUGUUCAGAUUAAGACAGAACCUGAUUCUGUCGAAACUCCUGACAGAACCACAUUACUUGCUGUUCUCCAAGUCCUACGGAAAUAUAAUCUCAAAGAAACAGAGGAACAGUUAAAAAAAGAAGCUAAAGUUUCUGAUGUCCCUACAACACAAGGGUCUGACUCAGAAGUAAGUAGUGUCCUAUCAACUUACAAGUCUGAAGGAAAUCCUGAUUUAUAUGAAGAUGCAUAUAUGGACUUGAAAAAAUUUGUUGAUUCUUCCUUGGAUGCUUUUAAGCAUGAACUUGGAAUGAUACUCUAUCCAGUGUUUGUACAUAUGUAUCUUGAAUUGGUUUAUAAUGGCCAUGAAGCUCAAGCCAUUAAAUUGAUGGAAAGAUUUGGAAAAGAUCAGGAACAUUAUUAUAAAGAAGAUUUGCAGCGGCUAUCCAUGGUUACCAAAAGAGAUCAAAUGAAUGGAAAUGAGAUAACUGAUACUUUUAGGUCGAAUGAGUUUAUAAUAAGAAUGGCGAGAGACACUCUAGCUACAUUAAAAAGGCACUUACAAGAGAAAAAACAAAGCAUUAUUUUAAAUAUUAUUCAAGAACAUCUAUAUUUUGACAUGUACGAAGGUGUAGCUCGAACAAAAUCUCAAAUUGAUUCAGUUGCUGGUUCAGUGAUUGGCGAAGCUACAAGACAAGAUAAUAAAGCCAAAGUAUAUUAUGGCCUUCCAAGAGAGCCUGAUUACCAAUACGCAGCCGUUGAAGAUGAUGAGGAUACAGAAGCUGAUGGGGGUGAUAAACCUAAGAAGAAGAAACCAAAAAAAGAAUCUUUUUUCAAUAAGAAAUUAAAAACUGAUCCUAAUGCUCCACCCAUGGAUCGAAUUCCAUUUCCUGAACUGAAGGAUAAUGAUAAAACUGAGAAGAUCAAAGCCUUGAGAGAAUCUUCAAAAAGAGUUAACUUAGGAGUUGAUAGUUUACCAUCCAUUUGUUGUUAUACACUGCUUAACUCAGCUCAAAGUGUUAUUUGUGCUGAAAUAUCAGAUGAUUCAACUAUUUUAGCUGUCGGCUUUUCUAAUUCUCAUGUAAGGGUUUGGAGUCUUCUGACCCAAAAGCUCAAAGCUAUGAAGUCAGCUGACCAGUUACAAGAUAUUGACCAUGAAGCAGAGGAUGUUUGGGCUAGAAUAAUGGAUGAGAGAAAUGCUGAAUCUUCCCGAUUACUUUAUGGCCAUUCUGGUCCUGUUUACAACGUAUCUUUCAGUCCUGAUAAAACACUCUUAUUAUCAUGCUCAGAAGAUUCUACAGUUAGGCUGUGGAGCCUUCUAACAUGGACAUGCUUGGUUGCCUAUAAAGGUCAUGUUUUCCCUGUAUGGGAUGUCAAAUUUUCUCCUCAAGGUUAUUAUUUUGUCACUGCAAGUCAUGAUAAAACUGCAAGACUAUGGGCUACAGACCAUCAUCAGCCACUCAGGAUAUUCUCUGGACAUUUUGCAGAUGUAGAUAAAGUCCAGUUUCAUCCAAAUUCUAACUAUGUUGCCACUGGCUCUAGUGAUAGAACUAUAAGGCUCUGGGAUUGUAUUACUGGCAAUCAUGUUAGAGUAAUGACUGGUCAUAAGGCUGCCAUACAAGCCCUCAGUUUUUCUACAGAAGGAAGAUUUUUAGCUUCAGCUGGUGCAGAUAAUAGACUGCUGUUGUGGGAUUUAGCACAUGGACAUUUGCUUGCUGAAUUAGCAUCUCAUUCGUCCCCUACUCAUUGUUUAGCAUUCAGCAGAGAUGGCACUAUAUUAGCCUCCGGGUCUUUGGAUUGCACUGUGAAACUAUGGGAUUUCUCAAAAUUGGCAGAAGAUGUGUCUAUUGAAGAUGUUAAUGUAACCCACAAUCCUGAAAUAAGAAGUAAUACAGAAUCAUAUAUUUUAAGAACAUAUGCUACUAAAUCUUCACCUUUGAUUUCAUUGCAAUUUUCAAGAAGAAAUGUUCUUUUGGCUGUUGCUAUGUUUGAUACAAACAUGUAAAUUUUAGCUCAACCAUUUUUCUAUUUAUUGCAUUUUAAAUAUAGUUGUAUAUAAUUAUAUAAUCACCCUCAGUCCAUUUUUAAGUAUUGAUUUCAUUUGUUACCAUUUAAUGUUUAGAAGAUUAUAUUUUAUAAAAAUCAUAAUUAUUUUGUUAUAAUUCUGUGCGUUAUUUAAUUUUUUCUUGUUUUUUUUUUUUUAUAAAUAUGUUUGUAAAUAAAAAUAAAUUUGGUGUAUAUAUGUAUGAUACAGAUGUGUAUAUAUAGUGUUUAACUUGGAAAUGUAAGAUUACUACUUAUAUUUCUGUACAGCCAAUAAUGUUUGGUUUGACUGUUGGGGGAAGGAAAUAUUUUUUUUAUUUUUAAGCAGUUAAAUCUUAUAUAAUUUAACAAAUAGCAAAUAUUUAAAAACCAUAUUAUCACCAAUCCACUAAUAUGAGAGUUUUCAUAGGUUCUGUUUAAACAUCGAUUAUUAAUAAUUAUAUUAGGUAUACAUUUUUUUUCUAUUUUAAUAUUACACUUUUAUUGUAAUGUGUUAAAAUAAUGACUUAAUUUUAUUUUUAAUGUUCAUCAUAAAUAGUUGAAUACGUUUAAUUCAUUGUGUAAAAAUAAAAUAUUCAACACUAAGAAACUUCUAAGCGUUUGUUAUUAUUUGUCUCAAAAACUAAAAUUAUCUUCUGAAAACGUGCAGUAAAGACUAAAUUUAAGUUAUGUCUUACAUAAUGGCAUGAUGAGCUUUAUCAAUAGUACAGCAGUUGUGUUAUAAUGUUUGAAUAAUCCUAGUUAUUUUAUUUUUAGAAAAAUCAAAUAUUUUUUCUAUUGCUAGUAAGUUGGGUGGUUUUGUCAUAAAAUUAAACUUGGAUAAGUGUAAAUUUAUUUUUUAAUAUGUCCUCACCGUUCAGCCUAAGUUAUGGUGUUUUAUUAGGGUGAUUUUCCUCAAUUCCAAC
Molecule: messenger RNA, 3274 nt
Organism: Nezara viridula (southern green stink bug)
Lineage: Eukaryota; Metazoa; Arthropoda; Insecta; Hemiptera; Pentatomidae
Source: the annotation of a GenBank genome assembly